CGGGGGUUCCAGAGAGAAACACUUCCGCUUCCGGUGAAGAGUCUCAGUUGAAGUGUGUUCCUGUGAAGGUCGUGAGUCCAAACCUGUGAUCGUCAUGCAUCUGCCCAAGCCGGUGAUGAGGGGGCUGCUGGGGAAGCGCCUGCGGUUCCACCUCCCCGUCGCCUUCACGCUGUCCCUGGUGGCCGCCAUCGCUUUCAAGUACGCCGUCACGGAGCCCAGGAAACAGGCCUACGCAGACUUCUACAAGCAGUACGACGCCGUCAAAGAGUUCAACGCCAUGAAGGAGGCCGGCGUCUUCGAGAGCGUGCGGCCGUCCGGGGAGUAAAACCUCCCUCUUCGUCCCCGCCGCUCCUUCCUGUCCGAGGACGACGCUCGGGUGUCAUUAUGCUGUUUGGUCCCUCUGAAUAAAAUAUUAUUAAUGUAAAA
This is a messenger RNA of Cyclopterus lumpus (lumpfish), 426 nucleotides long. Its product is annotated as cytochrome c oxidase subunit 6C-1. The transcript has 4 exons. Lineage: Eukaryota; Metazoa; Chordata; Actinopteri; Perciformes; Cyclopteridae. Bases 95 to 325 code for a protein of 76 amino acids. Gene Ontology annotation, biological process: mitochondrial electron transport, cytochrome c to oxygen. The record is from RefSeq and is a predicted model, not a curated record.